AUCUACCGUCGAAAAGCGGCGAUUUCAAACACGACAGGUGCCUGUCUAGACUUUUGCAUGGAGACAGAUAGUAAACAAAGAAAAUGUGUCUUGUCAUGAGAUUCACAUAGGGAUACACACGUUCAUCUAAAACUAAUAAUAACUUAGCAUGGACACCACAGCUGACGAACUGAGGGAGAGGCUGCAGAAAAGAAGGGCUGCUCUGAGGCAGUCGGCCAUUAACGACACUACCUUUGACACCGAGGCAGAGACAUCAUAUUCAAGCAAACAUGUGAAGGAUGAAACAUGGGAUACCACCAUAGAGACAUUGGAGCAAGAGAAUGCACAACAAAUAGAAGAGGAAAAUUCACUUGUGAAGGAUUUACACUCAAAGCACAAGAAAACACGCAAAGUAUUAUCAAAGACAUUGGUCACUGAUGAGGAAGCAGACAUAACCAGUGAGCUUGAAAAGGUCAAAGACAAACUCAGGCAUCACAAAGAAGAGUCACGUGUAGAAGAGGAACUGGCAACACCAAGACUUCUAGAAACAACGGAACAUACGCUAGAGAUACCUGUGAUUACUCCGAGGAAAAGCCUACCCUCUUCUAGAGAUGAGGGCAGCGUAACGUCGGCAAGUUCUAUCGGUAGAAGUCCUGCUGCUGCUGGCAUGUCCAUACGAGAACGAAUGCAAGCUAGACUCAAAUCAAAGCAGGAGCAAGCUGCAGCGCAGACUGAGCCGGGAAGACGACUGAGAAGAAAGGACUGGGCUGAGAUAUCCACGCGAUUUGACGCAACCGAACCUGGGCAGAGCAGGGACGAGGAGGAGACACAACUGUUAGAGAAAUCGCAAAGGCUGAGAGAGCGAUGGAAGACGUCUGCUUCAGCCAGUGUUGCCAAGGCGCAGGUGACAACAGAAGAAGCAUACGACUUCUUCACACGUGUCUGGGAGCCGGAAGCUGUCGAAAUGACGACAACCGCCCCGCAACGAAAGCCUUCAGCAGCUAGCCAUCCAGAACCUUCCACCAGUGAUGAAGCACAGGCAGGGAAAAGUGGAGAGGAAAUACAAACUGAAGAGGAGGAGAAAGCGAAAGUGGAAGAAGAACCACAAGUGGAGGACACUACAGAUGAAACAAAGCUACUCAUCGAAGAUUUCACGGAUAGUGAGGAUUGGCAGCCACAGAGGGCAGCACCAGCCGAGUACAUCCCCUACAGAACUCGAGUGGAUCGAGAGCAGGCUUUUUACUUCACUCCUUCCACGAUGACAAUUCCGACGAGACUUAAGAUACCGGAUGAGUCGGAGGUGAGGAAUCUAGAGGAGGAGGGGUUGUACGUCGGAGAGAGACCGCCUGUCAACCAGAUCAACAUGAAUCUCAUGGAAGAUAGACUCUUGCAUGAACGCAACCGGGGAGGCAAGUGGUUUGGUGAUGACGGCUGGCUCAAGGCUCUGCCUGACCCUCUGAAGCCAGCACCGUGCAGGCCUCCUGUUCCUGAAGAUGAGGAGGCUGAUCUCAACUUGGAGUACAGAAAGGCCAUGAGCCGGGAGUUUGAUAGUCGCUACAUCGACGGCAGCGCGGACAACAGGGGGCGCUACCAGCUGAACGUGAACGUGUCCGUGCUCGCGUUCUCGCAUCACCCGCUCUUCAGCAGGGAGCACGUGCUCGCAACCCGCCUCGCACAGAUGCAUGAGGACUUCUGCUGCCGGCGAGAGAAGAAUGCCGCAGUGUUCCUCACCGAUAAGCUGCAAGCGCUGAAGACGGCUGCAGAUCACUUGAAGGGGAUUGUGCGGCGUGCGGAAGAGCAGCAGGGCCAGGCGGACCUGGAGGAACCCCGGCAGAGGCUGAGCGACUACACCCUCGAUAUACGACAAACGAGAGUGUUGAGAGAUGCGGAGCUCGCCAAGGAUCGACAGCUACUGAAGUCCACCAUCAAGACGUGGAAGAAGAUCAAGAGUCUGAGGGAGUUUCAGGGUUACACGAACACCAGCGUGCGACUGCUCAUUCACAAGCAAGUGUCCAACAAGGAAGAAGAUGAGCGACUGUGGAAUCAGGAGAUUGAGGAUGAAGUUGAUGAGACGGAGGAGGAGCAUGCAGUGGUGUACGAAUCUCAGCUCAAGGAGCACAGGAAGGCAGUCGAACUGUGGAAAGCACAGAAGAAAGCCAAGGUAAGAAUGCCAUUUGGCCAUAAAAGCUUCAUGACAGAUAACAAAGUCAUCUAG
Priapulus caudatus is the source of this 2194-nucleotide messenger RNA. RefSeq names its product coiled-coil and C2 domain-containing protein 2A-like. The record is from RefSeq and is a predicted model, not a curated record. Gene Ontology annotation, cellular component: ciliary transition zone. NCBI's taxonomy places the organism in Eukaryota, Metazoa, Priapulida, Priapulimorpha, Priapulimorphida, Priapulidae. Bases 149 to 2194 code for a protein of 681 amino acids. The transcript has 18 exons. Gene Ontology annotation, biological process: protein localization to ciliary transition zone; non-motile cilium assembly.